Messenger RNA from Caenorhabditis bovis, 690 nucleotides. The record is from the annotation of a GenBank genome assembly. NCBI's taxonomy places the organism in Eukaryota, Metazoa, Nematoda, Chromadorea, Rhabditida, Rhabditidae.
AUGAUUGGGGUUGGAUGCCCUGAAGCCAAUAUUCCUGAUAUGCUCACAAUGUGCACGCCUGUAUCUGAGCCGGUUUGCCUUCCCGUGCACUACACGCCAACCGUUGUGAUCACCGGAUUCGGACCAUUCCGCGAUUUCGCCAACAAUCCAUCGUCAUUGGUUGUCGACGAGCUGGAAAAAGAGGGAAUUCCCGGUGUCGAUUUGAAGCUUCACAAGCUGUCGGUGGCUUAUGAUGAGUGCACCAAAACGAUUCCGGAACUAUGGGAAUCGCAUAAUCCCGAUCUGGUGAUUCAUAUCGGCGCGCAGGACAUUGAUUCGAAUAUCCGGCUCGAACAGCAAGCGUUUUCCAAUGGAUAUUAUCAUUGCGAUGUGAACGGCUGCACACCGGAGUCGAACACCACCGGUUGUUGUAGAGCCGAGAAUGUUCUCAAAACUGGAAUCGAUUGCGUUGAGCUCGCCGAAAAGUUGAAAGCCGAAUUUGGAAUCGACGGAACCAAAUACGACGGCCUCGAUGUGGUAUGCUCUGACGAUCCAGGAAGAUACCUCUGCGGAUUCUCGUACUUCAUCUCACUUGAUAAGAAUUCUCAGAAGGCGUUGUUCAUUCACGUACCGGCCAUCACAGAGAAUCGCACCGAAGUCGACUUUGCCCAAAUCAUCAGACAUGUCGUGAAAACCAUUUUGAAUUUGUAA